Ruditapes philippinarum (Manila clam) is the source of this 1592-nucleotide messenger RNA. RefSeq lists its product as uncharacterized. Gene Ontology annotation, cellular component: nucleoplasm; chromatin. The transcript has a single exon. The record is from RefSeq and is a predicted model, not a curated record. Gene Ontology annotation, biological process: positive regulation of DNA-templated transcription. Lineage: Eukaryota; Metazoa; Mollusca; Bivalvia; Venerida; Veneridae. Bases 40 to 1278 code for a protein of 412 amino acids. Gene Ontology annotation, molecular function: ubiquitin-protein transferase activity; zinc ion binding.
UCUAAGAAAAACUGCGCCAAUAUUGUGUAUAAACUUAAUAUGGCAGACAUGACUGCAAGUCAGGAAGGAAGAGAUGAAUUGACAAUGAAAUUGGCCGUCAGCGAAUACAUAAGUCUAGAAACAGUGUCACACAAAGAAGACUCGGAAGUUAAACAAAACAAUUCAUCGGGUGGAUAUACUAGUGCGCAAAUGGAUUUAAUAAUUGUGGCAAACAAAAACGAUAGCGAAGAAAAACAAGACGGGAACAUUAAAGUAAAAAUCCAGUCAGACGAUGUAUCUUUUGAAGAUAACGUAAAUUCCUGUAAUGACGAAAACAAUGAAAUGGCCUGGAGAGAAUCACCUGAAGAAAACAAACAUAACAGACGACUUUGUGAUCCUUGUCUUUUUGAUGAUGUGAACGAGAUUGCAAAUUCCUUUUGUGUAGUUUGCGUCGAAUACCUUUGCAAAAGAUGUGCACGAGAUCAUAGAAGAAGUAAAGCUACAAGAAACCACAAGGUUAUGAUUGAUGAAGAUAUACCAGAUGAUCUAAACAAUUUUAAGCUAAUGAAAUCAUUAGUGUCAUGUACCGAUCAUCCUGAAAUGGACGUUUCUUACAAAUGUAAAGCUCACGAAAAAUUCAUUUGCACGAGAUGUUUGGUUGUCAGUCAUAGAAAAUGCGAGGAAGUUAUAGAAAUUGCAAAUAUGAAAACCCGAGAAAAAGCCAGUACUAUGGAUGAUGUCUAUACUUUACUGCCAAAUACGCUUCAAUCAAUUUAUGAAACGACUGUCUCGGUUCGGAAUGCUAAAGAAGAAAAUAUUAAACAAUUGCAAAACAAAAAAUCGUUUAUUCAAAUGGAAAAGUCAGAGUAUAUAAAAUGCUUGCAAGAACAACUACAGAAACUAAAUGAAAAAUGUAAAAUUGAAAUAGAUGAUAUUGUGACUACAACUCUUCAUGAUUUAGAAAAAGAUAUCAAUAACUGCGAGGAAAUAGAAGAGAAGGAAAUCACGGAAAAGUGUCUGCUUGAUCUCGCAUUGAAGUAUGGUAACACGACUGAAAUCAAUAUCAUUUGCGAGAAAGUUGAAAAGAGUAUGAAACAAUUUAAAGAUGAAACUAUAAAACAGGAAUCGAAACCAGUGGUAAGUCUAAAGUUUGAUCGCAAUAAAGAUUUUGAAGAAAUUGCUUCGAUAGGGUCUGUGCGUAUCAUGAAGGGCCAAAAUGAAGGUUAUCAGGAAAAUAAUUCAAGCAGGAAAAAAUGUGGUAGAACUUUCCAGCGACGACCUGAGGGAGAAAACAUAUAAUGUUGGAAAUGAUAUAGUGCGUAAGUCGUUUAUGCAAAGCACGGUCAGUAAACGUAGAAUCAUGUAUGAUAUACAAAGUACAACGAGCCAACCGAUAGAGAAAUGUUCUAUUACCAGCAUGCUCCUUUUACCGGAUAAGAGAGUUGUCUUGACAGACUAUUCCAACAAACAAAUCAAAGUAUUGAAUAAGAAUUUAUCUAUUCAGAUGGAGUCAAAACUAGACGGAAAACCGAUAGAUAUGUGUCAUGUUUCAAGAAAUAGUUUAGCUGUAAUCAUUGAUGGGGUUAAAUGUAUAAAGAAGUAUUUGAUUGAUG